This is a messenger RNA of Peronospora belbahrii, 1836 nucleotides long. The record is from the annotation of a GenBank genome assembly. Lineage: Eukaryota; Oomycota; Peronosporomycetes; Peronosporales; Peronosporaceae.
AUGCUAUCAUCUAGGCGCGGACGCACCUUAUCUUGGAAUGAUGCAAAGACGUUCCCAGUGCCUGAAGACUUUUUUCCAGAACUCGAGCUCACGGACGAACAGACACAAGGCUAUGAGAUGCAGGUCAAGAAAAUUGUCCAAGACGCUUUGGUAGAAUACGAAAAGCACGAAGCCAAAGGAGCCUACCCGAUCUACAGCGCGCCUUGGGUUCCAGUCGGCACUGAAAACCUCCUGACCGCCAUCCGAAGAGAAACACCUGAGAGAAUUUUGCACAGCGAGUUCCGUCUCUAUGGGCGUAUUCACGGCAACUACCGAAAUUUCAUGGAUUUCCACUACGCGGAGACGUCCCAUGAGCUUUUCCAGUCCAAUCAAUUCAUGUACGGCUAUGUAGUUGACGCUGUCGUACUGAAAAACAUCCACACAAAAGACUCUGGCAAGACACAUGAGUAUAUGGGUAUCAAAUGGACAUGCCUUCAACCUUCACCGUUUGGUCGCAAGCAAGACAAUUGCUUUCUGGAGUACCUCACAUACACUAAGGAUCAGCUCGGUCGUAAUGUGGGCGUCCGAGUGACGCUCCCGGUUGAGAUCGACGAAUGUCCUGAUCUGUAUAGCCCUUUGAAGAUCAAGCGCAUCAAGACGCAAAGCGUCUCCAUUGUUCGCUCGGCGGGUUCAUCUUCGGACGCGACACAGCUUUUUAUUAUGAGCGAGAAUAACUUUGCCGGUCCAUCCGUCAGUGCGAAGCACUAUAAGAAGCUCAUACGCGUUUACAACGACAUGUCCCUCUCUAUCGACUCGAAACAUAUUUUGAAGCGGGGGAUCAUGUGCAAGACAAAAUGGGUACCCAACGACUCACGCAAGGCCUGUGCAAGCUGUCAUCUUCCCUUCAGCGCUGCAAUGCGCCACCGUCACCAUUGCCGACUUUGUGGAGACGUCUUUUGCCACCAAUGUGUGACCAUUCGAUAUGUACCACGUGGCGUCACCAACACGUCACGCGUGUUCGAGGUAGCCAAAACGCAUUUCUGCACAGCUUGCGUGUUCGCAAUUCGUCGACGGAGCGAAGCGUCGCAGGCGCGAGUAUCAAGACUAGAGCGUUCGGCCUCGACCACGCAUGCUAUCAGCGUUCAAGAUCUAUGCUUCGAGAACAAAGACUGCAAAUUGCAAAAAGAGGCGAGCAGUAUUAUGGAGCACAGCUGCUUUCGACCCGAAUGGUGGGACGCAACAGCGUCGUACAAUUCCGAGUCCAAUUGGUCUGAGACGGACUCGGAGGAUGCCAGCAAGGCGUCGCUAAACGCUUCCGGGCGAUCGCUUCUUGCUAGCUCACUUUCCUCGUCUCAGUCAUCGUGGACUCAUCAAGUCGAUAACAGCACGGAGAAGGAUGAUGUGCCGUUUGUGGUGACUUUGGAUGUCAUUGACGACGAUGUGGCAAUACUUGAUGAAAAGGCGAGGAGCUCCAAGUCCAGGCUGUACAAGAAGCUUUCCAUGUCUGGCCAGUAUUCAAUGAGCCGACGUCAUUUGCAAAAGCGAGCGCCGACUCCCAAGUCGUCAGACGAUACGUUGGAGAUCACCGAGGUCAUCGACACGGUAGACAUGAUGCCAAUGUCGGAGCUCCAACAACAGUCAGGAACUGCCGGUGGUGUGCUACAUGAAGUUGCUCAAAAGCACAGCAAGAGACGUAGUGGACGGGAGUCGUGUAAUUCUGGAGGUUGCCUAAGCCGUGACAAGGUUACCAACCGAUUUCGAUCGUCUCGCUCGAUAAGUCAGUGUCUUGCUGAACAGGAGGAACUUCUUCGAUGCAUGCUUUGUGUCAGUCAAGCGCAGUGGGCUUCAGUAGCUUAA